Misgurnus anguillicaudatus (oriental weatherfish) is the source of this 3970-nucleotide messenger RNA. RefSeq names its product potassium inwardly rectifying channel subfamily J member 6 (gene kcnj6). Gene Ontology annotation, biological process: regulation of monoatomic ion transmembrane transport; potassium ion import across plasma membrane. Lineage: Eukaryota; Metazoa; Chordata; Actinopteri; Cypriniformes; Cobitidae. The record is from RefSeq and is a predicted model, not a curated record. Gene Ontology annotation, cellular component: plasma membrane. Gene Ontology annotation, molecular function: G-protein activated inward rectifier potassium channel activity.
UCGCUCGCGUCUUUGCUUCAUUAGAGAUCAUGUCAGAAAGGGAGGAUGAUGAAGGGGCUUUAUGUGUUUCUUGUGGGCAGAAAGGUGAAAUGAUCGCUGGACUGAGGUGAACACAGAGCUGGAGAUGAUGAAGAUUGACUGAAUGAACGCACUAUCGGGCUCAGAACCUUCCAGAAGUCCAGAUGGAGCAAGAUGUCGAGAGCACCGUCACGGUCAGAAAACCCAAACUGCCCAAGCAGGCACGAGAAGAUAUCCCCAAAGUGCUGCAGGAGAGAGAGCGCAGCAAGCAGAAGAUCCAGCGUUACGUUCGGAAAGACGGCAAGUGCAACGUUCACCACGGCAACGUGCGCGAGACCUAUCGCUACCUGACGGACAUCUUUACCACGCUGGUGGACCUCAAGUGGAGGUUCAACCUCUUCAUCUUCGUGCUGGUUUACACCGUCACAUGGCUCUUCUUCGGCUUUAUGUGGUGGUUGAUCGCAUAUAUACGAGGAGAUCUGGACCAUAUAGGAGACAACCAAUGGACUCCUUGCGUCAACAACCUCAACGGGUUCGUGUCCGCGUUCUUGUUCUCUAUAGAGACGGAGACAACCAUCGGGUACGGCCACAGGGUGAUCACCGACAAGUGUCCGGAGGGGAUCGUCUUGCUGUUGGUCCAGUCCGUGCUGGGUUCGAUAGUCAACGCCUUCAUGGUCGGCUGUAUGUUUGUGAAGAUCUCGCAGCCAAAGAAGCGCGCCGAGACUCUGGUGUUCUCCACCAACGCCGUCAUUUCCAUGCGGGACGGCCGGCUGUGUCUGAUGUUUCGUGUCGGGGAUCUGCGCAACUCGCACAUCGUAGAGGCGUCGAUCAGGGCCAAGCUGAUCAAGUCCAAACAGACCAAGGAGGGAGAAUUUAUUCCUCUUAAUCAAACGGACAUAAACGUGGGCUACGACACCGGAGAUGACCGGCUCUUCCUGGUAUCUCCGCUCAUCAUUUGCCAUGAGAUUAAUCAACAGAGUCCCUUCUGGGAGAUCUCCAAACAGCAUCUUGCCAAGGAGGAGCUGGAGAUAGUGGUGAUUCUGGAAGGCAUGGUAGAAGCCACAGGAAUGACGUGUCAAGCACGCAGCUCAUACGUUGCCAGCGAGAUAAAGUGGGGAUACCGCUUCACCCCUGUCCUGACCCUGGAAGAUGGUUUUUACGAAGUGGACUACAACAGCUUUCACGAUAUCUAUGAAACCAACACACCCAGCUGUAGCGCUCGAGAGCUGGCCGAAAUGACGGCGCGCUCGCGUCUGCCACUGACCUGGUCGGUGGCCAGCAAACUGAGUCAACAGGGGGCGCUGGACUCGCGUGAUAUUGCUCCGGAGAAGAGCCGCGAAACAGACGAGAUGACGGAGAGAAACGGAGACAUCGCCAAUAUCGAGAACGAGUCAAAAGUGUAGGACGAAACAAGGAUCCCGCCCUCUCCUCUGUAUCGGCUGAGGUCAGAGGUCAGCUCAGGAAAGCGCCCAGAGUCGGGCGGAGGACACGAACAUCCUUUCACUGCACGUGCGCUUCUCUCUCAGCCCAAAGAGUGCGGCGUGUUGACGGAUGAACUGCAUGGUUUUCAAAAUGAUUUUUGUAAAGAUAAGAAAUGAUAUUUUCACAUUUGUAAUUCAAAGAUUAAAACCUAUAUAUGAAUAAUAUAUAUAUAUAUAUACACACACACACACACACAUACACACAAGUAUAUAUAUAUAUAUAUUCUAGGGCAUUUGCAUUUGUAUUUUUUUGUAUGUAUAUAUAUACAUAUAUAUAUGUGUUUGGUUUGCGAUGUGUGACAAUUUGACCAGAGGUUGUUUGAUAAAUCUGACUCAACUGUACGUCUGUAUAUUCUGCCUUCUGAAAUAGAAACUCUUUGGGUUUACAGACCUAUUUAACCACGCAUGGACAAAACAAUCCCGUUAGGUGAUUUUCUCUGAUGUACAUAAUUUAAAGUACUGUAGGUCAUAACAGUUAUGGCACAGCAGGUCUUUAUAUUGGAUGCAAAUCUGAACUGUAUGAGCACUGAAGAGGUAAAUGUGGCAUAACUGGGCAGCGGUGUGUGCGCAGACAGCAGACGACUCAGGACCAGAUCCGCACCGGAUCCAAACUUCAGCCGUCUUUCCACCGUACACGACGUUCGGACACAACUGUCAGAAUUUUAAGUUGUAAAUCUGUGCCAACAUUGGAUAAAAGCUCAUUCCAGCGCAAAAACCUUCAAUAUACGAACAUUCACUGUAGUGAAAUAAACAAAGUGAAUGAAACAAUAAACAGCUAUGCAUAUAUGCCAAAGACUGACAAUAUUUUUUGGAGAGAACAUAUGGAGACAAGAUUGGCUUUUUUUAAUGCGCACUUUUUAAAUGAGGUCUGCGGUGUAGUCGCAUAACUUCAAAUUUUUUAAAGUAUCAAACAGAUCUGAAAAUGACGUAUCUGCAGGUCGACACCUCACAAAGCCCAUUUUUGACUCUCCAUAGGGAAUGAAUGACUUGGGGUUUAUUGCCCUCAAGUGCAGUUGAAAGGCCACUUUCGGCCCAGAUCCGGUGCGGAUCCGGCCCGGAGUCGUCUGCUGCGUGCGUGUCUGUGCGUGUGUAGCUGUGCAUGUCUGCUCAAAAUAACCUUCCGUCCUAAAAGCAGGACUUUUAUUUCAUGUUUACCUCCUGUUCUUCAUCAUCAUAAUAAUUUGGUUAUUUGCCAUUUUAACGCAAAGGAUCAAUUCACCUCCAUUACAAUUCGGUCAUCAUUAGUCGCCCUCAGUGUAUUUGAACUCUCCUGGAGUUUAUAAUAGUGACCCGUGUCUGUCGAAUAAACUCUCAAUAAUGUUUUCUUAUCUGAGAUAAACUGAAAUGAACCUUUAAUAUUCUGCAGUAGAUUUCCAGUGUGAUGUUCAACCAUUAAUGUGGCAUUUUUGAAUCCUAAUGAGAAUUACAUUUGGAAUCUGACAACACUUGGGCACUAUUUCGUAAAAAAUGUUGCUGUAGUUAUAAAGUUGUUUGCCAGUAACUCACUGUAGAUUUAAAUGUUAUUUACUGGCAAGAGUUUGUUCAAAGUUACAUUAAACAUUACCAAGUCUUUAUCUUUACAGAACAAAACUAUACAACUAACAGCCUCAUGCAAAGCAUUCUGGGAAACAGAAAUCCUCAUCAACCUUUUUCUAUUUUUUCUUCAGAUUUUGUUUCCCAGAAUGCUUUGCAUGAGGCUGUAUAGUUUUGCCAGUAAAUAACAUAAAUGUAAAUCUACAGUAAGUUACUGGUUAACAGCUGCUAGUAAUAUUGUCAUUUCUGCAGACAUUUUUUAAGAGAACUCUUUAAAUAGAAAGAAUCUUGACUGGUUUCUCAUCACAGACGCUCAGUUUGUUUUUUCUCCAUUUUGUCAGACAGAAGCAGCUGAUUUAAGUCUGACGAGUCCCUCACACCCAAAACCAAAGAGCCGAACCUUCACAUCUCAAGUUAAAGCGUGACGUCAUUCCUGCAUCCACAAUUACAUGAAGUUCUUUUAAUGUUUGUUCAAUAACCAAUAACAUUUGAUAAGAUCAUAAUAAAAUCCCACUGAGAGAGCUUACAAAACAUCAACUCUUUUGGGCGGUUUCCCGGACAGGGAUUAGACUAGUUCUAGACUAAAAGAAAUGUAGAGCCGCCCAAACUGAAAACAACUUUUACUGACAUAUCUUAAAAUAAAUCAGUGCUCUUUGUUUUGCACACACGUGAUGUUUUUAGUAAGGCAUGUUUGUUAAAACUAGUUCUAUUUUCUAAUUAAACUAAGGCCUAGUCCUGGCUUAAGCUAAUCUCUGUUCGGUAAACCACCCCUUUAUGAUAAAUCUCCCAUUAAGCCUUGAUAAUAAAGUAUCAAAUGUGUCUAUGCUGUCUAUUAAGUGCCCUUUAAACUCCCUGCUGAUCGCAAGCCAUUCAAAUGUUGUCCGAAUUUUGUUCAAUUUAUUUACUUGGGAAAUAAUAAAUCAGGAAGAUUAACAUUU